AUGUCGUUCACCGCCGAUUUCGACCACGUUACUUGCGCUACUGUGGGGGAUUUUACUUUCGAUGGGAAAUGUGAGAUUGUCCUGGGCACCUUUGGACAACGAUUGUUGUUUUACCAAUGGACUCCUCUCGAUGACUCUGGUGAUGAUGGACCGGAAAGAAAAUUGAAGGGAAGUUACAGUCUACUAGACCAAAAAUCUCUCAUUGGACCGAUUCACUGUUUGUCGCCUCCGUUACACUUGACCGAUGAUGGCCUAGCUUCCUUGGCUGUGCUAACCAGUCGGGGUUUGCAUAUCUACCGACACAAGCUGGAUACCAUCAUGCAUCUUUUGCACGCGCGUCUUUCUUCACUCCUUGAGAGGGCUUCCAACCACACGUGA
This is a messenger RNA of Dicrocoelium dendriticum, 378 nucleotides long. NCBI's taxonomy places the organism in Eukaryota, Metazoa, Platyhelminthes, Trematoda, Plagiorchiida, Dicrocoeliidae. The record is from the annotation of a GenBank genome assembly.